Salvia miltiorrhiza (redroot sage) is the source of this 2523-nucleotide messenger RNA. Its product is annotated as cell division cycle 20.2, cofactor of APC complex-like. The record is from RefSeq and is a predicted model, not a curated record. Bases 455 to 1816 code for a protein of 453 amino acids. Gene Ontology annotation, cellular component: anaphase-promoting complex. The transcript has 4 exons. NCBI's taxonomy places the organism in Eukaryota, Viridiplantae, Streptophyta, Magnoliopsida, Lamiales, Lamiaceae. Gene Ontology annotation, biological process: anaphase-promoting complex-dependent catabolic process; positive regulation of ubiquitin protein ligase activity; positive regulation of anaphase-promoting complex-dependent catabolic process. Gene Ontology annotation, molecular function: anaphase-promoting complex binding; ubiquitin ligase activator activity; protein binding.
CCUUGGCAGCGAGUAAAUUUCGUCAAGUAAAUCUCAACGGCUCUCUUCCUCGAAUUCCUCCACAAAUUAGCCGUUGGCGCCUUUCCAUUCGAAAAAGCCCUCUCAAAACCCUAAACACAAAAUCAAUCCAAUAUAAAAACCCCUCAAUUGAACCAGAUUUCAUUCACCCAACAAGCAAUUUAAUCUCUGUCUGCUGAAUCGAGAAAAAUCCCUCACGAUCUGUCAUCUCAAUUACAUACAUCUGUUAUUGUUUUUUGUAUAACUAAUCCAAUUUGAACUGUUAUAUACUGAUUCUUCUUCUGCAGGCUGGAAUUUGUGGUUGGAUUAAUUUCUGGGGAAUUUGUUGUUUUUAUAUCUGAUUGUUGAAGAAGCACGCACGUACACAAACACACUUGGUUAUACCUGUACACAUUUGUAUUUGCCUAUUACUGUUGUUAUUUUUUUGAGCUAACACAUGGAAACAGGAAACAUGAACUCAUCUUCCACACCAAACAAGAGUAAGUCGCAACUCCCGCUGCAAGAACAGCUCCUGCAAAGAAGAAAUUCGAAGGAGAAUUUGGAUCGCUUCAUACCGAAUAGGUCGGCAAUGGAUUUCGACUAUGCUCAUUACAUGCUUACAGGUAAGGAAAACCCAACUGCAAGCUCCUCUCCAUCCAGAGAAGCAUACAGGAAGCAGCUUGCAGAAACCUUCAACAUGAACAGAAGUCGGAUUUUGGCUUUCAAGAACAAGCCACCAACCCCAGUAGAGGCAAUUCCCAGUGAUUUCUCAUCAGCUGCUCACCAAGUCAAAUCUGCCAAACCGCGUCGUCACAUCCCCCAGACUUCUGAGAAGACACUGGAUGCCCCUGAUCUUAUGGACGAUUAUUAUUUGAAUUUAUUGGACUGGGGCAGCAGCAAUGUUCUUUCCAUCGCUCUUGGACACACUGUAUAUUUGUGGGAUGCUCCUGAUGGAGCUACCUCCGAACUCGUUACAAUUGAUGAAGAAUGUGGCCCAAUUACCAGUGUCAAAUGGGCUCCUGAUGGAAGGCAUAUUGCUGUUGGUCUCAACAACUCAGAAGUUCAGUUAUGGGAUUCCACCUCUAACAGAAUGCUGAGAACCUUGAAAGGAGGGCACAGGUCGCGUGUAGGUGCCAUGGACUGGAACAAUCACAUCCUAACAACCGGAGGUAUGGACGGUCAGAUCUUCAACAAUGAUGUGAGAGUGAGGGCACACAUUGUUGAAACUUAUACCGGACAUGAUCAAGAAGUUUGUGGGCUUAAGUGGUCGGCAUCUGGGCAGCAGUUAGCUAGUGGUGGAAAUGACAAUGUCCUCCAAAUCUGGGACAGGUCCAUGGCAGCAUCGAAUGCUCCUACUCAGUGGCUUCACAGGCUCGAGGAGCAUACCGCUGCUGUUAAAGCACUCGCGUGGUGUCCGUUCCAGAGCAACUUACUGGCCUCCGGUGGAGGCGCUGGAGAUAGGUGCAUCAAGUUCUGGAACACACACACCGGCUCGUGCUUGAACUCAGUGGACACCGGCUCACAGGUCUGUGCUCUUCUGUGGAACAAAAAUGAGCGCGAACUGCUGAGUUCUCAUGGUUUCACACACAAUCAGCUCACUCUCUGGAAGUACCCAUCAAUGGUGAAGGUGGCUGAACUCACUGGGCAUACCUCUCGAGUUCUUUAUAUGGCGCAGAGCCCAGAUGGGUGCACUGUUGCAUCUGCAGCAGGAGAUGAGACUCUUCGAUUUUGGAAUGUUUUUGGGACACCUGAAGUUGCUACUAAGCCUGCACCAAAGACAAACUCAGUGCCUUUCGCUCACGUGAACCGCAUUAGAUGAUUGGGUUGGCAGUGGAUACAUAUCUGUUGUAAAUGAUUGUAACAUAUAUAUACAUGCUUCUGCUUGCUGGCUAGUCACACAUCGUGACAGUUAAUAUCAAGAAUAUAUGAACUGCAUCUUUUUAUUUAAAAAAAUGGUUGCUACACUUUUCUUUCGUUCUGUUUUGGGAUCAGUUCUUUUUGGAACCUACCAUUUUCACAUCCCUCAAAUCACUCAAAAGGCUUUUCACUGAAGACUGAAAAAGCAAGAGACUAAUUUUGUACCAAUUGGCAUAAUCACUACAGACACAAGACCAAGUGACUACGUAAAUUGGCGCCUCAUGUAAGUGUCCUCGUGCACGAAUAAAGGAUCUUGAGGAGGAAAAUGAGGUUGCCCCAUUGCAAUGUGACUUUGAGGAGGAGGGACAGGUGCACCCCAUGCAUUCUUUGCUGAAUUCAAGGUUAGAUAGUAGAUUAACCCCAGAAUGACACUGGCAAGAGACAGCACAGCAGCUCCAGCGAAAACGCCAGGUUUUACAACAUAACAGUAGUAGUUGGUGUAGUACAAGUUCUCUUCACCGUGCUCAUCAUUCAGAGCUGCGCCAGUUAGCAAUAGAAGGAAUGCUAUGACAAAUGUAAACCUGCACACACAAUUACAAAGAUUGACUAUGUAAACGAACAAACAAAAUUUGUAAUAUAGCUGAAGAUUGGAUUCUAAUUUCCCCCAAA